UUCCGAAGAUUAUACAAUAAUCAUGCAGUAGACGCACAUGGUCAGCUGACUUAGCGUUUAACGUCUUGCUUUUUAAUACUGCAAAAGGUAUGCGGUCGACGUAAGACGAUGAGCCGAAAUUGAUGGUUGGAGUCAAACCAGCGCAGUCUGUGCGGAUCUUACUGCGGAGGAGAUGAGUCAACUUUGGCGGCGAGACAUCCCUGUGUCAGGGAGGCCGGGGAAUGACUCUCCGGUCGGCUUUGCUCCGGGGAUUCCAGUCACAACCCCAACCACCAACUCCUCCUUGGUACCAGACACCCCAGUGGUCACACACGAUGAGCUGAUUUUUCUCAUGACCCCCACUGCCCAAACAAUAUCUGGUUUCUUUGUUUGGACAGCCCUCCUGAUCACAUGUCAUCAGAUCUACAUGCAUCUGCGUUACUACAGCUCUCCAAAUGAACAGAGGCACAUUGUGAGGAUCCUCUUUAUAGUUCCCAUUUAUGCCUUUGACUCCUGGCUCAGCCUUCUGUUCUUCACCAACGAGGAGUACUACGUGUACUUUGACACAGUCCGUGACUGCUAUGAAGCGUUUGUAAUCUACAACUUUCUAAGUCUGUGUUAUGAAUAUCUUGGAGGAGAGAGUGCCAUCAUGGCUGAGAUCAGAGGAAAACCCAUUGAGUCAAGCUGUAUGUAUGGGACCUGUUGUCUUUUCAGAAAGACUUAUUCCAUUGGUUUCCUCAGGUUUUGCAAGCAGGCAACUCUCCAGUUCUGUGUGGUGAAGCCCAUGAUGGCAGUGAUAACUGUCAUUCUUCAAGCCUUUGGCAAAUACAAAGAUGGAGAUUUCAAUGUGGCCAGUGGCUACCUGUAUGUGACCAUCAUCUACAACAUCUCUGUCAGCCUGUCACUCUACGCACUCUUCCUCUUCUAUUUUGCCACACGUGACCUACUUGUUCCAUAUAGCCCUGUGCUCAAGUUCUUUAUGGUCAAGUCAGUCAUCUUCCUCUCCUUCUGGCAGGGGAUGCUACUCGCCAUCCUGGAGAAGUGUGGCGCCAUCCCUCAGAUCACCUCUGCAGACUUCUCAGUGGGGAAGGGAACGGUUGCUGCUGGGUACCAGAACUUCAUCAUCUGCAUUGAGAUGUUCUUUGCAGCUGUUGCUUUGCGGCAUGCCUUUACUUACAAAGUCUACAUGGACAAAAGACUGGAUUCAUACGGCUCAUUUCCCAUCUAUGGACAGUAUGGCCGCUGUGCCCCAAUGAAAAGCAUCUCCAGCAGCCUGAAGGAGACCAUGAACCCCGGGGACAUGGUCCAGGAUGCCAUCCAUAACUUCUCCCCAGCUUACCAGCAGUACACCCAGCAGUCCACCCUGGAGCGAGGUGGGGGGCCGCCGCUGUCCCGCAGCCACAGUAAUGUCAGCACCCGCGGAGACAAUGAAAAGACCCUACUGCUCAGCUCUGACGACGAGUUCUAAUAAGUGAACACACAUCUACACAAGUUCACUUUAUUUACUCUUGAAUUGUUGUAUUUUACUCAGCUAUCUCGAAUAAAUUAGAUCAUUUUUGUUGCAGCCUAAACAGUGAAUAUCAGAUUUUAAGAUACAUUUUUUGUUCAUGUUUAGACAACAAUAUAAAGAUCUCACUUGUACCAGAUGUUUGGAAUGUUGUGAACAGAAGUUCCCAAGGGUGGGGAAAAAAAAGAAGAAACGAAGGCAUGAAGAUUUGUGUGAAAGUUUAUUACUUGGAUUUAUACACGGUACUGAAGUACAGUCAGUUUGAAGUCUUUAAUACUCAUCACACAAUAAUUUUACUCAUCGCUUAUUUGCCACCACUCAAAAUGAAGAGUCUAAAUUCAGCACGGGUCAACUAAAUGUGCCUACUCAGCAUUCUUGUGCUACAACUUAAACACUGCAGUAUGCGCGACAUACUGUGUGUUAAAGCAGACAAGUGCCAUCUCAAAUCUGGGGUGGGUGGAAAAAAG
Thalassophryne amazonica is the source of this 1953-nucleotide messenger RNA. RefSeq names its product transmembrane protein 184B-like. Gene Ontology annotation, molecular function: transporter activity. The coding region runs from base 173 to 1447 and encodes 424 amino acids. Lineage: Eukaryota; Metazoa; Chordata; Actinopteri; Batrachoidiformes; Batrachoididae. The transcript has 10 exons. Gene Ontology annotation, biological process: transport. The record is from RefSeq and is a predicted model, not a curated record.